Molecule: messenger RNA, 861 nt
Organism: Fusarium pseudograminearum CS3096
Lineage: Eukaryota; Fungi; Ascomycota; Sordariomycetes; Hypocreales; Nectriaceae
Exons: 1
Coding region: 1-861 (286 amino acids)
Source: RefSeq, a predicted model, not a curated record
AUGAAUGCCCCCGAGUCAGACAACCCAUAUGCACCCAAGCAGGCUCUCAAGCCCACUCCAGAACUCUACGGGGAUCUUGUAGGCGACGGCACGGAGCAACUUGCUAGCGCAUCAAUAUCAUUUAUCAACUUCUCCUCAUCAUCAGACGUUGUCGUCCAUGACAUCGGUUGCGGUCUGGGCGCAGUGACUGCCGCUGUCGUAGCUGCAUCAAACGUGAACAACAUCAAGAUAACUGGAAGUGAUAUUGACGACAACGUGCUCAAUCUCUAUCGUGAAGAGAUAUCCAAGAACAACUGGCCGGCCGAAGCUGUGAAGGCAGACGCUACCGCCCUCGCAUUCGCGGACGAAACCUUUACUCACGCCAUUGGCAACGCGCUGUUGUUUGUUCUUCCAAAUGAUGGUAUCGAUGCGAUGAAAGAGAUAUAUCGUACUCUCAAGCCAGACGGUGUCGCAAUUGUCAAUUCAUGGGCAUAUACACCCACUCUACCCGCCAUCAUAGCCGCUUGCGAAAAGACCAGGCCAGCUGGAACUCCACUGCCUCGUCAGGGUCUUGAAAAGUGGGAAAGCGAUGACUUUCUGCGAAGUAUCGUUGAGAAGGGUGGCUUCCAAGCUGACAAGGUGAAGAUGGAGAAGAGAGAUGUGCUUAUGACCAUAGGUGAGCUGAAGCAUUUCGCCACUAUGCUUUGGAGUUUUAUUGGAGGAACGUCUAUUGCUGGUUGGUUGGAGUCGGAUGAAGAGAAUUGGGAUGUUGCAGUUGAUGCAGUUAUAGAGGCGCUGAAGAAGAGUGAGGGAUUCGAAGAGCUCGAGGGCGGGAAGAACAAGAUCAUGUUCAAGGCUCAUAUUGCGGUUGCCAAGAAGUAG